CAUGGUUUCCUGUUGCAGGUGGGGCGAAGUGUUAGAUGGGAAACUCGGCACUACGGACCGUCUUGAGAUAUAAGUGGGUGAUCCUGUUCCCGACCCUCACUAGCUGGGCCAUCUACGCUGAUUACUCCCAUACUCAGGCGUGGAAAAUAAAGAAAGGCAAGCUGCAACCUCAGGCAUCAUGAUCCAUCAUCUUAUGAGAACUGUGUUGGUUUCUCGUGCAUUCGGGUCUGCCCUGUGGAUGAGUCUCAAUUCCAGAGCAAUGGCCAGUGAAGUUGAAAAGGCAAAGUCUGCCCAGCGGCCGUCAGGCUUGACAUUAUUUUCUCGCAUCAUUGAUGGCUCCAUCCCAGCGGAUAUUAUAUAUAAGGACGAGCAAUGUAUUGCAUUCAGAGACGUCAAUCCCCAGGCACCGGUACAUUUCCUUGUUGUCCCAAAGAAGGUGAUUCCAAUGUUGGAAGAGGCUCAUGAUGAGGAUCAGCAGUUGUUGGGUCAUCUCAUCCUUGUGGCAAAAAAAGUUGCUGCUCAAGAGGGAUUGAAAGAUGGAUUUCGAUUAGUGAUAAAUAACGGGAGGCAAGGUUGUCAGUCUGUCUUCCAUCUCCACCUCCAUGUUAUGGGCAACCAUUCAGCAUUGUUGGUGAUAUCAAGAGGCAAUUUCACCCAUUUUGAUAUGUGUCAAGGUCAAGCGUUCCACAAUUUUAAGCGGGUGACUGGAAAACGACCCAGCCCAUCAACAAAAACUGCACCUGGAAUCUCUGCUGUCAAGAUGGCCAAAAUUGGGGAUAAGUCAGGGUCAAAACCUACGAAAACACAACACCUUCCUCAUGAGGUUAAGAAUGGACAGGUGACCAGUGGACCCUCCAAAAUCCCUCAUGCUCUUGCCGUGACCCAAGUUAAGAAGAGCUCUGAAAUUGGGUCAUCGAAACCUCAACAUUUCAAUUCAAAUAGCAAAGCAGGCCUGAAAAGCACCACUUCUCAGGCCAUCCUGAAGCACCCUGCAGUUCAUCAAAGGAAGGUUCCAGUUGGAAAGGUAAAGACACUAUCUCAGUCAAGCACGAAGUCCUUGUCUGCUGACCUUUCUAAGCAGCCAAAGUUGACAGGCAAGAGACCUGGUACAGUUAAGGCAUCUGCUGCAUCAUCUCCCUCAAAGAGGACAAAAGUAGGCACUGGAUCUAAGUCUAGUUUAGGAGGAGCAAAGCAAGAUGGUCACCAUUUUUUGAAGGUGUUGGAAGAGGGCUCAGAACGCAUCAAGGCACUCAUUGAUUCCUGUGAAGGUUAUCUCAAGGAAUCAGCUGCAGAAAUGUCAGAGGAGGUGCAGGGUACCCUGCGAGCAGCAAUUGGAAAGGCCAAUCUUCUUGUAGACCAAAAGUUUCAACAGUUUCAUGACUUGUGUGGAAAAAACAUUGAGCCCAAGGAAGGAGAGACUGUUGUACAAAAUGGAGACUUGACUGGGUUUUGGGAUCUUUUGUCAAUUCAGGUUGAAGAUGUGACCAAUGCCUUCGCCUACAUUGAAGUUUUACGUGCCAAUAAUUGGGAAAAGGUGCAGGCAGAGCAGAAUACAGUGGGAGUCUCUAAGGAAGGCCAAAAAGAUACUAAGAAGGCAGAAGGAGCUAGGGUUAAGCCUGCAGUGAGUCGACCUCCUCUCCAGAGCAAGGCAUCUGAUGAGAAACGGAAGCAGCUUCAGGAAUUUAAGCAGAAGAUGAAAGAGAAGAUGAAUGAAGGACAUGCAAACAGGAAUGCUGAUUUGAUUGUGAUCUGAAUUCUUUCAGUUUAAGUGCAUAUCUUUAGCUACUGGUGUGAAUGAGGGAUUUUUAAAAUUUCACCAAUACUCAAACAUUCAUUUUUCACUUCCAAAAUGAAUGUGAACAACUUCACUAUUUUGAGUGGUGGAGCAUUUGUGCCAUUCAUGGGAUUUUUGGGCAUUAUUUGAAUGGUUUACUGCAAUGUGACUCUGGGAUUUUUAGGCUUUGUGUGUGACAUGGAUUCUCUAAAAUGUGACUUUCAUAUUAAAGCCAGUGUGAGAAUGUCAAUAGAAAUGAAAUUGAAGUAAUAAAAGUGCUUUUAUGUUUUAACCAAUGCAGCUACAGGAAAAUGAUGAAAAUGAACUAGGAGAGAUUCAUGGGAACUUGGUUUUGAAAGAUUAAAACUUCUGUAUGGCUGCAAGAAUGUGGGUAUAGUCAUUGAAACAGUCUUCCAUAAAUGGAAGACUGUCAAAGACUGACUUCCAGAUACUUCCAAAGUCAGUUUAAGUGAACAAACAUUUUAAUUACUUUCACUAUAUGGCAGAAGCCUGUGAAUGACCUGUAAAUGCUAAGUGUAUCUUGCUAAAUAAGAAUGGUGGCUUAAAUGUGAAUCUUUUCAGCUGUAUGAUACAGUAUGCAUGUGAGGCUUAGAAGACUUCAUUGAAGAUGAGGCUGAAAGCAAAGAGAAUAUGUUUGAUGAGAAGGACAUUAAGGGAAAUGUGCUCUUUUCUGUCUGAAUCAUGGAAAGUGCUUGAGGAAUCCUGUAUGGUUGAACAAAACUUUUUGGAUACCGGUAUUAAGUUUUAGGGACUUGUCAGUUUGCCAAUGAGGUGUUGCCACAUUUUUCCCUUCAAGUUUAUAUCCUGAUGUCCUCAUGAAAUGACAAUACAGUGACAGAAGUUUCCAUUGCACAGGGCUGGAAGUCAUUAAUUAUUCAUAGAAGUCUAAUGGUACUGGUCAAAAAUUCUAUCCCACCAAUGUGAGAGGUUUUCUUGUCCAGUUCCACAUUAAGAUGUCCUUGCAAAUUUGUGAUACCAGCAUAAUACUCAUUUGGAC
Molecule: messenger RNA, 2792 nt
Organism: Darwinula stevensoni
Lineage: Eukaryota; Metazoa; Arthropoda; Ostracoda; Podocopida; Darwinulidae
Source: the annotation of a GenBank genome assembly